Molecule: messenger RNA, 2148 nt
Organism: Enhydra lutris kenyoni (northern sea otter)
Lineage: Eukaryota; Metazoa; Chordata; Mammalia; Carnivora; Mustelidae
Gene: PTPN5
Product: protein tyrosine phosphatase, non-receptor type 5
Exons: 15
Coding region: 172-1989 (605 amino acids)
Biological process (GO): protein dephosphorylation
Molecular function (GO): protein tyrosine phosphatase activity
Source: RefSeq, a predicted model, not a curated record
GAUGGCGCCUUUCCCCAUCUGGACACUUUGGGAAUGAAUUAUGAAGAAGCCAGCUCCUAGGAAUCGAGGAGAAGGAGGGAGCCUGCAGGAGUCGUCUGCAAACAGCUAUUUCUGCUCUUGGCGGGGAGGAGAGAGUGGUGUCCAGAGACUGGGCUUCUCCAUCCAGCCUGAAUGGACCAUCUCUUCUCUUCGGAGAUCUCAUCAAAGACCUUCCCUGAACAGCCCAGCCAUGCAGAUUCGGGCUCGGGUUGCCUGGAGUCCUUCAACUACAAGGCCGAGCGGCGGGAUCUUGCUCCAUUUUCCUCUACAGAUGAGAGGAGCGAGAGAGAGAAGCCCCCAGCCGAUGACUCCGAGGGAGGGGCCCUGGACAUGUGCUGCAGCGAGAGGCUGCCGGGUCUCCCCCAGCCGGUAGUGAUGGAGGCACUGGACCAGGCCGAAGGGCUCAUGGACUCGCCCAGAGAGAUGCCUCCGCCCCUGCCGCCUUCACCGCCCUCGGAGCCCGCUCAGAAGCCGCCACCUCAAGGCGCCGGGAGCCACUCCCUCCAUGUCAGGAGCAGCCUGUGCCUGUUGGCUGCCUCGCAGUUCCUGCUUGCCUGCGGGGUGAUCUGGCUCAGCGGCUAUGGCCCCAUCUGGUCACAGAAUGCCACAGACUUCCUCUCCUCCUUGUUCUCACUCCUGGAACAGCUGGGACCCACGGCCUGGCUGGGUGUUGGGACCUGGGAAGUCCCCAGUCUGCUGCUGGUUACUCUGUCUGUGAUCCUCAUUACCACCCUGGCAUGGCACCUCCUAAGGGCCCCCCCAGAGCCACCCACCGCACCGCCCCCUGAGGACAGGCGCCAGUCAGUGAGCCGCCAGCCCUCCUUCACCUACUCCGAGUGGAUGGAAGAGAAGGCCGAGGAUGACUUCCUGGACUUGGACCCCGUCCCUGAGACUCCUGUGUUUGACUGUGUGAUGGACAUCAAGCCCGAGGCCGACCCUGCCUCGCUGACUGUCAAGUCCAUGGGUCUACAGGAAAGGAGGGGCUCCAACGUCUCCCUGACCCUGGACAUGUGCACACCGGGCUGCAAUGAGGAGGGCUUUGGUUACCUCAUGUCCCCACGAGAGGAGUCAGCCCGGGAGUACCUGCUCAGCGCCUCCCGGGUCCUGCAGGCCGAGGAGCUUCACGAGAAGGCCCUGGACCCCUUCCUGCUGCAGGCAGAGUUCUUUGAAAUCCCCAUGAACUUUGUGGAUCCAAAGGAGUAUGACAUCCCUGGGCUGGUGCGGAAGAACCGGUAUAAAACCAUCCUUCCCAACCCCCACAGCAGAGUGUGUCUGACCUCACCAGACCCUGAAGACCCUCUGAGUUCUUACAUCAAUGCCAACUACAUCCGGGGCUAUGGUGGGGAGGAGAAGGUGUACAUCGCCACUCAGGGACCCAUCGUCAGCACGGUUGGGGACUUCUGGCGCAUGGUGUGGCAGGAGCACACGCCCAUCAUCGUCAUGAUCACCAACAUCGAGGAGAUGAACGAGAAGUGCACUGAGUAUUGGCCGGAGGAGCAGGUGGUAUACGACGGUGUGGAGAUCAUCGUGCAGAAAGUCAUUCACACUGAGGAUUACCGGCUGCGACUCAUCUCCCUCAGGAGCGGGACUGAAGAGCGAGGCCUGAAACAUUACUGGUUCACGUCCUGGCCCGACCAGAAAACCCCAGACCGGGCGCCCCCACUCCUGCACCUGGUGCGGGAGGUGGAGGAGGCAGCCCAGCAGGAGGGGCCGCGCUGUGCCCCCAUCAUCGUCCACUGCAGCGCGGGGAUCGGCAGGACGGGUUGCUUCAUUGCCACCAGCAUCUGCUGCCAGCAGCUGAGGCAUGAGGGAGUGGUGGACAUCCUUAAGACCACGUGCCAGCUCCGCCAGGACAGAGGCGGCAUGAUCCAGACAUGCGAGCAAUACCAGUUCGUGCACCAUGUCAUGAGCCUCUACGAGAAGCAGCUGUCCCGCCAGGCCCCAGAGUGAUGGCACUCCUGCCCUGAGGUCCUCUGGGCACCACUCAACCUGAGUCUGGGCCCCCACCCUGGCCGCGUGCAGAGCCCUGCCUUGGGCCUGGCCUGCCCCCCCAUCCCUGCCCCUCCUGCUUCCUUCUCUUCAGUCUGCUCCCUCCUUCCCUCCCUUCCU